GACGUGUACGUAGGGGGGCGGCCUUGGGGCGGCUGUCCGGACCUGGGCGGUCAUGUCGGCUGUGACGCGGCUGGCGCCUUUUGUGCGCGGCGGGGGCAGCCUCUUCAGAGUCCUUCGCGCGCGGGCGUCUGGAAACGGAGUCCGUCACGCCGGUGGCGGCGUGCACAUCGAGCCCCAGUACAGACAGUUUCCCCAGCUCACCCGAUCCCAGGUGAUCCAGGCCGAGUUCUUCAGCGGAACCAUGUGGUUCUGGAUCCUCUGGCGCUUCUGGCACGACUCGGACGCUGUGCUGAUGUCACCAGGGCCACUUCCCGUAUCCAGACCCUUCCCAGUGGACGGACGAGGAGCUGGGCAUCCCUCCUGAUGAUGAAGACUGAGGACGGAGGCUCGGCUCUUGGCAAGAGCUAGGUGAGAAGUUCAUGAAGUUACGGACUCCAGUUUACAUUGGAUAUAGAAGUUGUAAAAUAAAGUGUUUUGGUCAAGAAUGGG
Phyllostomus hastatus (greater spear-nosed bat) is the source of this 489-nucleotide messenger RNA. RefSeq names its product NADH:ubiquinone oxidoreductase subunit B2 (gene NDUFB2). The coding region runs from base 53 to 364 and encodes 103 amino acids. Lineage: Eukaryota; Metazoa; Chordata; Mammalia; Chiroptera; Phyllostomidae. Gene Ontology annotation, cellular component: mitochondrial inner membrane. The record is from RefSeq and is a predicted model, not a curated record. The transcript has 4 exons.